This is a messenger RNA of Macaca mulatta (Rhesus monkey), 1159 nucleotides long. The record is from RefSeq and is a predicted model, not a curated record. NCBI's taxonomy places the organism in Eukaryota, Metazoa, Chordata, Mammalia, Primates, Cercopithecidae.
AUGUGCUUUUCAAUUUUUCCAACGAAUGAAGAACGAAGUGAUCGACUUCUUGCCCCAGCUGGGGCUCUGGAGCGCUGCUCCGAGGCGGUGGAUGGAGGGUGCCAGGCACGACAUCAAGAGUUCUGCAGCCAGGGCCUGGGACAACCUCCCGCUCCACCUCCCCGGAGCCUCGCAGCCAGCGCCCCAGUGGCCCGUGCGCCCCGGCCAGGCUGGACCUCAGCGCUGUGGCGGCCGCAGACCUCACCUGAGCAGGCCCGGGGCUGUCUGGGUCCAGUCCGCAGGACCCCCUCGCGAGUGCUGACGCAGAAUGGAGUUGAGGUCGGGGCAGCGCUGGACCCCAGGGCCCCUGCCUGCCUCCUGGGGAGCUCGGUGACCCAGGCAGCCCUGAGGUUCAGCCUGUGUAAACCGAAGCAGCUUCUGGCCAGUCCCAGCCGCGGCCCCUUUAAGAGGGGGCGGGGCUUCAGCCUGGCACGAGGGACGCUGCCAGCGUGCAGGCCCCUACGGAAGCCGAGACUGCGCUUCGUGCGAGGCCCGGGCACCAGCGGCGGCGUGGUCAGAGCGAGCCUCGCAGAAGCUGCGGUGGUUUCCGUGUGUUGGUGGAGGAACAGGCAGGUGUUGGUGGAGGAACAGGCAGAUCUCGGCGGUUUUUCCACAUGGCUGCAAAUGACUAGAUUUCACCCAUUUCUAUGGUUGAAGAAUAUUCCAUUCUGGAUGUAUAUUGCAGUUUCCUCAUCCCUUCAUCAAUGGAUGAACAGGGUAACCCAGAGAAGAGAGCCAAAGUGGAAUGUGGGGUCUACAUUCUACAACACCAGGGACAGAGCAACUAUGGAUGAAGAGGGCUACAUCUGGUUCCUGGGGAGGAGUCAUGACACUAUCAAUGCCUCUGGGAGCGUCAGCCAUGAACCUCGUGAUGGGUGUAUCACUUCUCCCCUAUGAAAGCCACAGAAACCAGGGAAGGAGAGACCCUCAAAAGAACUUGACCUGGCAGACCGCGCCCUCCCUAAGGCUGCUUCAACCACAGAGUCCCUGGGGUUGCUCCAUGAGGAAGCAGGACACAGGACAGGGAGCUAUAAGACCUUCCCACUGCUAUCCCUGCCCUCGCGAAUGGCCUUUGCACAGCCUGGGUGCUGUUUGCCAAUAAAACGAAGUGAAAACAACA